This is a messenger RNA of Schizophyllum commune H4-8, 1479 nucleotides long. RefSeq lists its product as uncharacterized. Lineage: Eukaryota; Fungi; Basidiomycota; Agaricomycetes; Agaricales; Schizophyllaceae. The coding region runs from base 1 to 1479 and encodes 492 amino acids. The transcript is spliced from 2 exons. The record is from RefSeq and is a predicted model, not a curated record. Gene Ontology annotation, biological process: canonical NF-kappaB signal transduction.
AUGGCCUACUACUACGAGGCGCGACCGCGGUCAUCGUCGCGGACGCGCACGACCACGGAGAAGCCGACUCUGGCGGGGCAUGGGUACGCAUACUUGCGCGGUCAUCAUCAACGCUCAGCGUCGUUGCCCGACGCGUACUAUGUGCGCGCAGCCCCGGAACGACCCGCGCGAGCGACUCCGGACGUGUACGCGCACCCAGCGGGCGACGCGUACGUCCGCGCGACGCCGGACGCUUACGCGCGCGCCAGCCCUGAUGGCUAUGUCCGCCUUGCGUACGACGCGCGUGGCUCGCGGAGCAGCAGCAGGCAGCGCGCCGAUCCGGGCGGGAGUCGGGACAGCUCGCGGGUGCGGGGACGCAAGGAGAAUGUGCGAAACGAUGAGGUGCCGUAUAAUACCGCGUACGCUCACAUUGAGCAUAUUCGGCCAGCGCAGAGGGCGGAUGCUCAUGCACGGGUACGCAAGCCAAGUUUGCUAGGGCAGACCUUCGCCUGGGUACCUGGCGUGUCUGGGCCCGAGCCUCUGAAGCGCCAAGCGCCUGCGGAGAAAGCGUCCCAUCCCCUGCGCACGUCUUCGCGUCCAACUACUCCCUCACAUACUCGCGCCUCCUCCGAUCCCCACUACAACGCGCCUCGCUCUGAGUCUCGCUCGCGCCGCUCCGAUUCUCGUACGCGACGCUGGCCGCCCGAGCCCAAGCCCAAGGUCCACACCACGGAGGACUGGGUACGGGAACAACAAGCCGUCGCCGCCGAAGAGAACGAAUGGCGGACGCGGCAUCAUGAGAAGCUGUUUGGGAAGCCGGUACAUCCUCUCGACGACGAGUACCCUCAUUUGCACCCACCAGAGGGCACGGACGACCCUCUGUGGGAUGAGCUGGCGCGGACGUACGAGCUCGACGCGGAGCGGUGGAUGCGCGAGCAGGAUGCUGCGCGGGCGGAUGCGCGGGCCCGGGAGCGGGAACGCGUGCUAAAGGAACAGAUGCACCGCGUCGAGGCGCGUAUUCGGGGGCGUCGCGAGGCUGAACGUGCACAGGCGAGCGAGGAGCGGGCGCGGAGGUAUGCGCAGGAGCGUCUCGGACGCGAGCGCGCGCGCAGCACCGUACGCGCAGAGGCGGCAUGGCGCGCGUACGAAGCAGGAUGGGAGCGGAUCGCGAAUCUGAAGAAUAGUGGGGAGGUGAUUGGGUUCGCGAGCGUACCGUGGCCGACUGAGCGCCCGCCGGCGCGAGCUACGGACGUGACGCCGGAGAAGGUCUCGGCGUUCUUGCUCUCGGACGCGCAUUCGAAGGACGUACCACGGAAGGAGCGGAUACGGAGGGCCCAGUUGCGGUGGCAUCCGGACCGCUUUCAGAGGCUGGUUCUGCGAGUUGUGAGUGCGGACAAGCAGGAGGUCGAGGAAGCCGCGGGGGUUGUGGCAAGAUGCCUGAACGAUCUCAUGGCGGCUGAAAGUGCCAGGGCUAUUCAGACGAGACGUGCGACACACUAG